GCGAGAGCCACGCACCACCCCGUUACCAUGCCGCCGAAGGGAAAGAAGGCCGAAGAGCCCACGCGCACGUACCUGGGCCGCCCCGGUAACAACGUCAAGAUCGGCAUUGUCGGCGUCCCCAACGUGGGCAAGAGUACGUUCUUCAACUGCCUGUCGAAGCUCCACAUCCCCGCCGAGAACUUCCCCUUCUGCACCAUCGACCCCAAUGACGCCGUGGUGCCGCUGCCCGACCAGCGCUUCAACUGGCUCGUGGACAAGUACCAGCCCGCCAGCGUCGUGCCGCCCGUCAUCUCCAUCACGGACAUCGCCGGCCUCGUGCGCGGUGCCGCCGAGGGCGCCGGUCUGGGCAAUGCCUUCCUGUCGCACAUCCAGGCCGUGGACGCCAUCUACCACAUGGUGCGCGCCUUCGACUCGACCGAGGUGACCCACGUGGAGGGCAACGUGGACCCCGUGCGUGACAUGAAGAUCAUCCAGGAGGAGCUGCGUCUCAAGGACAUUGAGCGCAUCACCAAGGAGUGCGCCAGCGUCAAGAAGCUCGCGGAGCGCGGCGUCGGCGGCAAGGAGAAGAAGCUCGAGUAUGAGGCUCUGUGCAAGAUCCAGGAGUGGCUCGAGUCGGGCAAGGACGUGUCCUUCGGCACGUGGUCGGCCCAGGAGGUUGAGAUCCUCAACCAGAUGCAGCUGCUGACGGCCAAGCCCGUGGUUUACCUCAUCAACGUGAGCAAGCGCGACUACCUGCGCAAGGGCAACAAGUACCUGCCCAAGAUCGCCGAGUUCAUCAAGGAGCGCGGCGGCAACGAGCCCGUCAUCCCGCUCAGCUGCGAGUUCGAGCUCGAGAUGCUGGACCUCGAGGCCGCGGGUCAGCUGCAGACGUACUACAAGGAGAACCCGACGCACAAGUCCAUCCUCAACCGUGUGCUCAAGAUGGGUUACUCGGCUCUUGGCCUGAUCCACUUCUUCACGGCCGGCAAGGACGAGGUGCGUGGCUGGACGAUCCGCAAGGGCCGGCUGGCACCCCAGGCUGCCGGUGUCAUCCACACGGACUUCGAGAAGGGCUUCAUCAUGGCCGAAGUCCAGGCGUUCGCUGACCUGAAAGAGCUGGGCUCGGAGGAGGCCGUCAAGAAGGCCGGCAAGCUCAAGCAGCAGGGCAAGAAGUACGAGGUCCAGGACGGCGACAUUAUUUUCUUCAAGUUCAACAACUAAGUGGGUAACGUGCUGCCACUGGUGUUGAGUGAGACGAACAAGUGCGGGUCUCCUGCUCCAGCAAUGCCCUGGGUAUUGUGAGGCCUUGUUCCAGGUGAUG
This is a messenger RNA of Phytophthora sojae, 1300 nucleotides long. RefSeq lists its product as hypothetical. Gene Ontology annotation, molecular function: ATP binding; GTP binding; ATP hydrolysis activity. The record is from RefSeq and is a predicted model, not a curated record. The transcript is spliced from 3 exons. Bases 28 to 1200 code for a protein of 390 amino acids. Lineage: Eukaryota; Oomycota; Peronosporomycetes; Peronosporales; Peronosporaceae. Gene Ontology annotation, cellular component: cytoplasm.